AUGAGUGCCGUAGAAGAAACGUGCGCCUCCACACAGGCGCAGCUCCGAGUGAGGCUCUUGACGGAGGUUCUUCGCUACAGCAGUGCAUGUCGCCUGGCGAAGAGACUUGCGGCACUUGCGACAACUGAAGUCCCGUGUGAGCGAAAAGAGAGCAGAGGCCUAAUGACGGCGGCUAUUUUUGAGGGACUGCAAUCCGCCGCUCUGCAUGGUGUGGCGGAGGGUGAUACCCGUCAUUGGGUUCAUCCUGUACUGGAUUUACAUCGCCGGGCAGCGGUGUGCGAGAGGAAAGAAGCGCCCGGUGCGCCGUCGGCCAUAUACACGCUUGAGGGUAUUGUGCUCACGAAGGGUUGCGUCUUAGGAGUAUUGCACGACAAGAAUGGCAACGAAGUCAGGCGAGAAGUUUCUGUUGAUGAGCUGAGGCUGGCCGAAGAGUCGUCACUUUUUCACGACAAUUUAUUGCCCGCACUUGAGUGCAUUCAGCCGCAGCGCACCUCGAAGAGUGCAAUGAAUUGGUUUCUUGAAAAAAUGUGCGGUGCCUCCACUAAGCUUCUCACUUCUUUUAACCAAAAACGGCGUAAGGCAUGGGCGCUGACGGACCGUCUGAUCAUUUUAUUCUACGAGGAGCGCAGAAGAUUGGCGGGACUUAAAGAGAGAAUGAAGCGUGAAGGGGCUGCUAUUGAGCUCAGAGACCUCACACUUACUGAACGCGAAGGUUGCGGCAUGGUGAACCUUGAAAUUCAAAUAUGUGACAAAACUGACGAGGGGUGGUUUCAUGCUGCUUGCCCAAAGGAACUGGCGCGGCAGGAUUCCCGCGACGUACUCAUCACGCUAGAGGUCCAUGCGGAGCAUGUGACCCGGUUGCGGCGGCUGGCGGUGUGCACCGAGGAUGGCCAGUUUCUUUUCUCUCUGGCCCUCGUACUGUUGCGCUACGCCGGGUUGAGCGGUGGGGAAUGGCAGCUGGAAUCUGGAUGGCACGCCGGUGUUCCCCACAGUGUAUUUGAUGCUUUAGUCAGUGCCUUUCGAGUGUCCGUGGAAUGUUUCGCGAGCCCAUUGAAUUGCACGCUUCCGCGUUAUUUUUCUGCGUUCCCUGACACGGAUGUUUUUUUUGGCUGUCGUGGCAAUUUUUUUGCUUUGCAACAUCUGCCACCUCCGGAGGAGGGUUUAAUUUCUUUGGAGGCGAACCCUCCCUUUGACCAUGAAGUGAUUGCUGCCGGCUUGGGGCGUGCCCUGCAGUGGCUAGAGGACACGCCCUCAACAACACCACUAUCCUUUGUUUUUAUAUUGCCAGACUCCACACAGACCAACGGGAUUGAAGUCCGCCGUAAAGCGGAACAGAGUCAAUUUUUUCGUGGUGAUUGUGUCUUGUCGCCCCACAUGUCACUGUACGUUCACGGGGCUCGACAUAUUGGCCAACCGAUGAAACGAAAACGUCAAUGUGAGGAUGGAUGCCCAGGUGAUGAACAUCUGGUUGUCUUGUCUUGUUCCACGAGGUUAUUGGUGCUGCAGAACGAUGCUGCUGCUGCCAUGCUCUCUGCUAGUGAAGGGAUAACAAAGGUACGAUCGGCCUGGAAGGCAUUGUCGGCUUCUGUAAAAUUCUGA
This is a messenger RNA of Trypanosoma cruzi, 1599 nucleotides long. RefSeq lists its product as uncharacterized. The record is from RefSeq and is a predicted model, not a curated record. Gene Ontology annotation, molecular function: RNA polymerase II C-terminal domain binding; mRNA (2'-O-methyladenosine-N6-)-methyltransferase activity. Lineage: Eukaryota; Euglenozoa; Kinetoplastea; Trypanosomatida; Trypanosomatidae. Bases 1 to 1599 code for a protein of 532 amino acids. The transcript has a single exon.